Messenger RNA from Triticum urartu, 1333 nucleotides. NCBI's taxonomy places the organism in Eukaryota, Viridiplantae, Streptophyta, Magnoliopsida, Poales, Poaceae. The record is from RefSeq and is a predicted model, not a curated record.
CGCUCCAUUCCUGCCGGCUGUCGCUCGAGAUCCCAUUGAAAGCAUCGGCGCCGCUCCAGUCCACGAGUCCAAGGGCCGCCACCGCCGCUCCAGUCCACGAGUCCAAGGGCCGCCACCGCCGCUCCAUUCCCGCCGGGCGUCACCCGGUGAAGGCACCGCUGUCGCUCCAGUCCACGGGUCCACAUCCGCUCCAUUCCCGCCGGCCGCCGCUCGAGUAUCCGGUGAAGGCACCGCUGUCGCUCCAGUCAACGCUGCCUAGGGCCGCCACUGCCGCUCCAUUCCCGCCGGCUGCCACCGCUCCAGUUCUGCUGGCAUCCUCGAGUCCAAGUACCCAAGGGAAUAAUUUGGUAUGUCUCCCCAAGAUGAUAAUGAAGUAACCCAGACACUGGAAGAAUUAGCUGAAUAUGAAGAUAUAAUACAGAGGACCUUCAGUUCUGAUGAAGAAUGCUAUGAUUUUUUCAAUAAGUUUGCCAAGACAAAAGGAUUCAGUGUUAGGAAGAGCAAAGUUUGGCGCUCAAAAAUCACAGGUUGUAUAAUAAGUCGACAGUUUCUUUGCUCAAAAACUGGGGUGAGAGAUGAGAAGUAUUUCAAUUUGCCAAAUAGAAAACGGAAACAUUGGCCACUUACAAGAUUUGAAUGUCCUGUGAAGUUAGUGAUUAGAUUCAGCCGGGAGAUGGAUCUAUGGUAUGUUGACAAGUACAUUGAUUCACACAACCAUGAGCUGGCUAGACCCAACGAAACAACAUUUCUCCGUUCACACAGAAAAAUGACAGAGUGGCAGAAAAAUGAAAUUAUAGGUCUCCAGAAGGUUGGCUUGAGAAAACAUCAGAUUAUGGAUGUUAUGGUGCAGGAGAGCAAUGGAGAUCAUGCUGAAGUUGGAUUUGUCCCGAGGGAUCUUUACAACUUUUCAUACUUAAAUAAAUGUGCUAAGAUUAUUGAUGGUGAUGCAAAUGCAGUUCUGCAGAAUACGAGACAAAGACAACUAGAAGAUUGUGAAUUCUUCUUUGACUACCAAACCAAUUCUGAAGGCCGCUUGGUUAAUUUGUUUUGGUGUGAUGGUCAGUCUCGCCUAGAUUACCAAGCAUUUGGGGAUCUUCUCAUUUUUGACAGCACGUAUCGGACAAAUAAGUACACCAUCAACAAUUGGGUCGCAAGUGAAACGUGUAUCAGAAUAGUUGAGACGCAAACACAUGACCACCUAAACCAUGCAGACCAUUAUUACAUUGUUAUCACAGUCAUAAUACAAAAUAUAUGUCUAAGAUUCUUAAUAACCUUUGCAGCACCCAUUUUAUUUUUUGCGUCUAAAACCAUCCGCUUGUCACAUUGCUGUUGA